Messenger RNA from Vitis riparia (riverbank grape), 1668 nucleotides. RefSeq names its product 3-ketoacyl-CoA synthase 19-like. The record is from RefSeq and is a predicted model, not a curated record. Gene Ontology annotation, biological process: fatty acid biosynthetic process. Gene Ontology annotation, cellular component: membrane. Lineage: Eukaryota; Viridiplantae; Streptophyta; Magnoliopsida; Vitales; Vitaceae. Gene Ontology annotation, molecular function: acyltransferase activity, transferring groups other than amino-acyl groups. Bases 29 to 1411 code for a protein of 460 amino acids. The transcript has a single exon.
CACAUCCACACUCUCCUCACACGCACACAUGGAGCUCCUCUUGGCAGUUUUUCUGCUUCCUCUAUCCUAUGCUAUUAUCCUCUUCUGUAAGAAGCUAUUGGCAUGGAGAGACCAACGGUGCUAUAUGGUGCACUAUGAGUGCUUUAAAGCCAGUGAGGAUACGAAGCUCAACACUGAUACUUGUGCGGGUAUAGUCCUGAGAAACAAGAAUCUAGGACUUGAAGAAUACAAGUUUCUCUUACAAACCAUUGUCAGUUCAGGCAUUGGUGAAGAAACUUACAGCCCGAAAAUCGUCCUUGCAGGCCAAGAAGACUCUCCUUCUCUUAAAGAUUCUCUUUCUGAGAUAGAAGAAAUCAUGUAUGAUACACUCGAUAAGCUAUUCGCGAAGACAGGAGUCUCUCCAUCAGAGAUCGACGUACUGGUCGUGAAUGUGUCCUUGCUCUCCCCCUCUCCAUCUCUAGCAGCUCGAAUAAUAAACCGUUACAAGAUGAAGGAGGAUAUUAAGUCCUAUAAUCUCUCGGGAAUGGGAUGCAGCGCAAGCCUUCUCGCCAUUGAUAUCGCCCGCAACAUCUUUAAGUUUCACAAGGAUGCAUUUGCAGUCGUUGUGAGUACAGAAUCCAUGGGUCCAAAUUGGUACUGUGGUAGAGAAAAAUCCAUGAUGCUCUCCAAUUGCUUAUUCCGCGUAGGUGGCUGUUCAAUGCUCUUAACAAACAAAAGAUCUAUGAAGCAUCGAGCACUUUUCAAAUUGAACACUCUAGUACGGACCCAUCUUGGCUCCAACGACGAAGCAUAUAAUUGUUGCAUCCAAAUAGAAGACAGUCUUGGCUACCGAGGCUUCUGCCUCACCAAAAAACUCACAAAGGCCGCAGCUUUAUCUUUCACCGAAAAUCUAAAAGCGCUAGUACCUAAAGUGCUACCACUAUGGCAACUACUUCGGUAUGUAAUAUCAUCUCGCUUUGGGAAAAAGAACGACACCCCCGUUCUAGAAUUAGUGGCAGCAGGUUUGGAUUUUAAGACUGGGGUUGAACACUUCUGUAUUCACCCUGGUGGAAGGGCUGUUAUUGAUGGAGUGGGCAAGAGUUUAGGACUCACUGAGUAUGAUCUUGAACCAGCAAGGAUGGCGCUUCACCGGUUUGGUAACACCUCGGCUGGUGGCCUCUGGUAUGUUUUAGGUUACAUGGAAGCAAAGAAGAGACUCAAGAAGGGCGACAGAAUUCUGAUGAUCAGCUUUGGAGCAGGUUUUAAAUGCAACAACUGUGUUUGGCAGGUAAUGAAGGACUUGGAGGAUGCUAACGUCUGGGAAGACUGCAUAGCCUCUUAUCCUCCAAAAUCCAUAGUCAACCCCUUCAUAGAGAAGUAUGGUUGGAUCAAUGAUCCAAGUGCAAGCUUUGUUAAAUUGGACUGGAACUGAAGUUCUGGCCAUCUCUUAUUUUGAAGCUUUUUUUCUUUUCUAGUUUUCAGACUUCCAUAGGAGUAUUGAUUUCAAACUUAUUUAUCUGGACGUCUAUUAUUGUGGCAAGUGUGCAAAAGCUCCAUGUAUUUCAUAGACGCAUAUUAUAUUUACUCCAUUUAGUGCUUGGAUAAGGUACCUGUAAUCUCUGCAUGAUUCUGAUUUGUACUCGAUCUGGUUAUCAAUAAUCUACAGUCUCUAAAUUAGCCUUUCAUUCA